Messenger RNA from Drosophila persimilis, 1359 nucleotides. RefSeq names its product mitochondrial glutamate carrier 1. The coding region runs from base 101 to 1066 and encodes 321 amino acids. Lineage: Eukaryota; Metazoa; Arthropoda; Insecta; Diptera; Drosophilidae. Gene Ontology annotation, molecular function: L-glutamate transmembrane transporter activity; L-aspartate transmembrane transporter activity. Gene Ontology annotation, biological process: L-glutamate transmembrane transport; malate-aspartate shuttle; aspartate transmembrane transport. The record is from RefSeq and is a predicted model, not a curated record. The transcript has 6 exons.
UAGUUUAAUAGCCGUUAAUUAAUCGUUGUUCAGUAAAGGCAACAUUUAAGUGCACAGUAAUCAAGUCAAUUAAAUAUUCAUCGAACAAAAAAGUGAUAACAUGGCGACGAUCGAGUCUGACAAAAUACCGCUACAACAGCCGAAGCACCAGCAAUUCUCACUGUUGCCCAAAGUAAUCAACGGUGGAAUCGCUGGCGUCAUUGGUGUGACAUGUGUGUUUCCAUUGGAUUUGGUCAAGACGCGGCUGCAGAACCAGCAGGUCGGUCCAAAUGGCGAACGCAUGUACAAGAGCAUGUUCGAUUGCUUCCGCAAAACAUACGCCGCCGAGGGCUACUUUGGCAUGUAUCGCGGCUCGGGGGUGAACAUCCUAUUGAUUACCCCUGAGAAGGCUAUCAAGCUGACGGCCAACGAUUAUUUCCGUCAUAAAUUGACCACCAAGGAUGGCAAGCUUCCCAUCAGCAGUCAGAUGGUAGCGGGAGGUCUGGCUGGAGCAUUCCAGAUCGUUGUCACCACCCCCAUGGAGCUGCUCAAGAUCCAGAUGCAGGACGCGGGACGAGUGGCAGCGGCCGCCAAACUGGCGGGUAAGACGGUAGAAAAGGUGUCGGCCACCCAGCUGGCCUCACAGCUGGUAAAAGAGAAGGGAAUAUUUGGCCUCUACAAGGGCAUCGGUGCCACGGGACUGCGAGAUGUGACAUUCUCGGUCAUCUACUUCCCGUUGUUUGCCACGCUCAACGAUCUCGGCCCGAGGCGCAAGGAUGGCUCGGGCGAGGCUGUCUUCUGGUGUUCCUUCCUGGCUGGCUUGGCGGCGGGUUCUACUGCUGCUUUGGCCGUCAAUCCCUUCGAUGUGGUAAAAACACGCCUUCAGGCGAUUAAGAAGGCCGAUGGCGAGAAGGAGUUCAAAGGCAUAUCCGAUUGCAUCACUAAGACGCUGAAGCAUGAGGGACCCACGGCAUUCUUCAAGGGCGGUCUGUGCCGUAUGAUUGUGAUUGCUCCAUUGUUCGGCAUUGCUCAGACGGUGUACUAUUUGGGCGUGGCCGAGGGACUGUUGGGCAUGGAAAAGAAAUAAAGGAGGACGACCUCCCUUCCGAUAAAACUAAUCGAUAAGACAAAGCAUUUUAAGUUUACUCUCUGAAUGUUGAAUGUGUAUUUGUUUUAAAAUGUUAUUGUUAAAGCUGUCCAAGAAUGUAAUUGUAAAGUCUCAAAAUGUCAGCCGUCAGUCCAGAAAGAACAGUUGUUAAAGUUAUCCCUCGCCCCCCUUCACCCUACCCGUAUACCGACAGAAUAUAUAUGUACGUAUAUUAUAUACAGGCCUUUGGCACUGAACCUAUGCUCCUAUGACAAUAAGAUAAAGUGGAAUCA